AUGCUCAAGAAAUCCAACCUUCUUCGUGGGGGAGGCGUGCCACUACUGAGCUUGACAGCCUCGCCACUUGCCCAUUUCAAUAGGAAAACUGCUCAAAUUCAUGGACUACAUAAACCACACACAAGCAGGAGCUAUGCAACUGCCUCACAAUUCUCUCAUCAGAACUACGUAUGGCCCAGCAAUCUGUCUUUCACUCCCUACGACGUCCUGAACAUUCCCCGCGGCGCUCCAUACUCGAAGAGACCAUACUACGACCUUGUUAAGAUCUAUCACCCCGAUCGACCCUUCACCAAAGAUCAUCCACUAUUUGGAGAAUUGACGGCCGAAGUUCGGGUACAGCGCUAUCGGAUCGUGGUGGACGCACAUGAGAUCCUUUCCGAUCCCAUCAAGCGAGCUGCUUAUGACCAAACCGGCACUGGAUGGAACCACGCAGUACAAGAUACAGCUGGCUGGAACACACAUGGGCCGAGUAUAUAUGCGAAUGCCACAUGGGAAGAUUGGGAACGGUGGAAUAACCGCCACAACGGCCCGCAGCAGCACGUUGUCGACCAACGCACCUUCACCCGGCUAGUGAUCCUCUUGGUGCUCUUCGGAGGUGCUGUUCAAGCAUCAUGGAUCGGAAAGAUGAAUACUGGUUUCGAGGAUAAACUGCGUCAGGUCAACGAGGAGUCGGCGCGCUUCUUGCAUGGCCGGAAAGACAACACCGUCAAGCAGAUGGAUUCGAAUGAUGCUCGUGUGCAGGGUUUCCUUAUUCGGAGAGAUCCCACUGGGUCGGGACUGAAAGACUCCGAGCAAAACGUCUACCAGAAGGAGCUAAGUCCUCUUCGCCGGCCGAAUGAGACCUCCCCUCCUGACAGUCAAAUUGUGUCGGACCUUGCACAGCCAGCGGCUUCAGUGAAGCCAGAUAUCGCAGAAACCUAG
Penicillium canescens is the source of this 921-nucleotide messenger RNA. Its product is annotated as J domain-containing protein. NCBI's taxonomy places the organism in Eukaryota, Fungi, Ascomycota, Eurotiomycetes, Eurotiales, Aspergillaceae. The transcript has a single exon. The coding region runs from base 1 to 921 and encodes 306 amino acids. The record is from RefSeq and is a predicted model, not a curated record.